AUGGAGCUUCACGAGCAAUCGCAUCGAUUGAACGUUAUCAUAGGAGGGUCCCCUCCCUGCAAUGAGUCCGUCCGAUCGGUGAAAGAAUUUCGUCGGAAGGCAAUCACCGCCAAACGCUGGCCCGCCACCCCAAAGACUAGCCCCCAAAUUACUUUUUCAGCCGAAGAUACCGUGGGCAUCCAUAUGCCUCACAACGAUUCACUCCUCAUCGACAUCGGAAUCAGCGACUGCACUGUAACCAAAGUCUUGAUAGAUACUGGCAGUUCAGUCGAUCUCAUCUUCAAGAGCACGCUUGUCAAAAUGGGAGUGAGCCUCAACGAAAUGAAGCCUUCAGUGCGAACACUAACGGGAUUUAACGGAUCGUCCGAGACUAUGCUUGGAACUAUACGCCUGCGCGUAUACGCUGAAGGCGUUGCAAGAAAUGUCAAGUUCUCAGUCAUUGACGUUCGCGCUCCUUAUAACGCUAUCCUUGGCACGCCCUGGCUCCAUUCCAUGAAAGCCAUUCCUUCUACUUAUCACCAGUGCAUCAAAUUUCCCGGUAACGAUGGACGAAUUAUCACCCUUCGUGGCGAUCAAGCAGCGGCUCGUGACCUACUCGUCGUCGACGUGAAACAUCAGAAGGCGACUUCUCACGUUAACACAGUCGCAAAACCAAUCCAGAAGAUCUAUCCCUUGAGGGACGAAAUUCUCGAGAUAGUCAUCGACGAUACUGACAAAGCCAAAACCGUCCACAUUGGAGCCUACCUUCCCGACGAGAUGAAAGACAAGCUCAUCUCAUUUCUCAAAGAUAACGUCUCCACCUUUGCUUGGUCAACAGCCGACAUGAAAGGGAUCGACCAUACCAUCACGACGCACGAGCUCAACGUCGAUCCCACUUUCAAACCGAUUCGUCAAAAGCGGCGCAAACUCGGACCCGACCGAUCGAAAGCCGUUAAUGAGGAAGUCGAGCGAUUGUUAGGGGCAGGAUCGAUCACCGAAGUGAAAUAUCCCGAAUGGCUGGCAAAUCCAGUCGUCAAGAAAAAGAAUGGCAAAUGGAGGGUCUGCGUCGAUUUCACUGACCUGAACAAAGCUUGUCCGAAAGACAGCUUCCCUCUCCCUCACAUCGAUCGCCUCGUCGAAUCAACAUCUGGAAACGAGUUGUUGACAUUUAUGGAUGCGUUCUCUGGUUAUAACCAGAUAAUGAUGCAUCCAGAUGAUCGAGAGAAGACGGCCUUCAUCACUGACCGCGGUAUAUAUUGCUACAAGGUAAUGCCAUUCGGCCUGAAGAAUGCUGGUGCGACAUAUCAGCGUCUCGUCAACAGGAUGUUUGCCGAUCGUUUGGGAGUCACAAUGGAGGUCUACAUUGAUGACAUGUUGGUCAAAUCACCGAAGGCAGCCGAUCAUAUCGAUCACCUCAAAGACUGUUUCCUCAUCUUGAACGAGUACGGUAUGAAACUCAACCCAGCGAAGUGCACAUUCGGAGUCACGUCCGGCGAAUUCUUAGGUUACAUAGUCACUCAAAGGGGAAUCGAAGCAAACCCAAAGCAGAUAUCCGCCAUCCUUGAUAUCCCCAGUCCCAAGAACAGCCGUGAGGUGCAACGAUUGACCGGUCGCAUUGCAGCACUCAACCGGUUUAUCUCCCGAUCAACCGAUAAGUGCCUUCCGUUUUACGAUCUGCUGCGCGGCAACAAGAAAUUCAUCUGGGACGAGCGUUGUGAGGAAGCGUUCGAUCAGCUCAAACGCUAUCUCACAACACCACCGGUACUAGCAAAGCCAGAUAAAGGUGACACGCUAUACCUUUACAUCGCAGUAUCCAAUGCGGCCGUUAGUAGCGUACUCGUCAAAGAAGAUCGGGGGGAGCAACGACCGAUAUUCUAUAUCAGCCAACGCAUGACCGACGCCGAAACACGUUAUUCGACGCUCGAAAAAAUGGCAUUCGCUGUCAGAACUUCAGCACGCAAGUUGAGGCCAUACUUCCAGUCUCAUUCGAUCGUCGUCCUCACCAACUUCCCGCUACGAACCAUCAUGCAGAAUGCCAACCACUCUGGCAGACUCUCGAAGUGGGCUAUUGAACUCAGCGAAUACGAUGUUACGUUCCAAAACAGACCAGCCGCCAAAUCACAAGUUCUAGCCGAUUUCCUCAUCGAGUUAACACCUGAACUUGAGCAAGACCUCAAGCUACCGAGCGACGACUGGAUCUUGCAUGUCGACGGAUCGUCUUCCAUCAAAGGCUCCGGGGUUGGCGUCCAUCUCCAAUCUCCAACCGGAGAACUGCUUCGGCAAUCUUUCCGACUCGGCUUCAAAGCAUCCAACAAUGAAGCUGAGUACGAAGCUCAAAUCGCCGGUCUACGUUUAGCACGAGCUGUCCAAGCGAAACGCAUUCAUGCGUACUGUGACUCUCAGUUGGUCGCGAAUCAGUUUAGUGGCGACUACGACGCCAAGAACGAACGAAUGGACGCUUACCUCAAAGUCGUCCAAGACCUCACCAGGGAGUUCGAGUCUUUCAAACUUACGAGAAUUCCCCGUGGUGAAAACGUUUGCGCAGACGCGCUAGCAGCGCUCGGAAGCAGCCCAGCUGAUCAAGUCAAGCGGACUAUACCGAUCCAACACAUCGACAAACCAAGCAUCACAUUAUCUCAUGACGCGGACGAACAUGUAGCAGCGAUCGAUGCACCAACCGCCAUGGAUACCAGUGAGUCGAUCGAUCAACCUGAUGAUUCACCUCCUGACUGGCGAAUCCCAUUCAUUCGAUAUCUAUCCAACGGAGAGGUCCCGGAAAACAAGUGGGAAGCCCGCCGUUUGAAAGCUAAGUGUGCGAACUACGUUCUCAUUGACGGGCGGUUACAUCGAUGGACUUCCGCCAAAGUUCUUCUCACAUGUCUUAAUACAGAGGAGGCAGCAUUGGCGAUGGCAGAAACUCACGAAGGAGGAGCUGGAAACCAUUCAGGCGGCCGUUCUUUAGCUCUUAAAGUUAAGAAAGAUGGAUUCUACUUGCCGACAAUGAUCGCCGACUGCGACAAUUACGCACGUCGGUGUGAUAAGUGCCAACGACACGCAUCAGACAUACACUGUCCGACCGAACUGCUGCAAACCUCUACAGCUCCAUACCCGUUCAUGCGUUGGGCGAUGGAUCUUGUCGGACCGAUGCCAAGCUCCAGACAACGAAAAUACAUCCUAAUCAUGACGGAUUAUUUCACCAAGUGGGUAGAAGCGAAGGCGCUCGUCAACAUCACCGAUAAAGAAGUGCAAAACUUCGUGUGGAAGAACAUCAUCUUUCAUCUCAGGAGACUUUCGUGGCUUUUUGGAACGAUGGGGGAUUCGCUUGAACACAUCAACGCCCAGAAAUCCACAAAGCAACGGCCAAGCAGAAGCCACCAACAAGACGAUCAUCGCGGGAAUUAA
Messenger RNA from Raphanus sativus (radish), 3381 nucleotides. RefSeq lists its product as uncharacterized. The transcript is spliced from 2 exons. The coding region runs from base 1 to 3381 and encodes 1126 amino acids. Gene Ontology annotation, molecular function: nucleic acid binding; RNA-DNA hybrid ribonuclease activity. Lineage: Eukaryota; Viridiplantae; Streptophyta; Magnoliopsida; Brassicales; Brassicaceae. The record is from RefSeq and is a predicted model, not a curated record.